GUCCUAUAUUGCUUGUUCACGCCUACAUCCUAAGGCAGUGGAGGGGGGGGGGCGUAAUCAAUUCAACUCGCAAUCACAACUGCACGUUUGUUGGGACGAUACGCUGCUUUUCGGAUAUGGGGAAGCUAAGAAGUCUAGCGAUCCAUUUUAACAAUCCAUCGCGAGUUUAUUACGGUGGUCAGAAGUUGAAUGGAUUUGUACAAAUUGUACUGAAUGAACCUAUGAAAGUGCGAGGUGUCCGUCUGGAGUUAAAAGGGGAAGCUCGUGUCCAUUGGACUGAAAGACAUUCGUCUGGAAGUGGUAAAAGCAGGACCACCACAACACGACAUUACUCAGCCACUGAAAACUAUUUUGAUUAUACUGUCAUCCUCUAUGGCUCAGGUCCAGUUAUGGGAGCUAAUCAAGUGAUAUUGAAUGGUGGAGAGCAUCACUAUCCUUUUGAGUUUAUGCUUCCGUACAAUAUUCCAUCGUCAUAUGAAGGAGGGACCGGAUAUGUAAGAUACUUUGUAAAAGCUGUUAUGGAUAAGCCUUGGAAAUUUGAUCAUAAGUGCAAAGUUCCGUUCACUGUAAUCACAGUUCUGGAUCUAAACCAGACACCAAAUGCAUUGCAACCACUCCAACAGCAAGGGACCAAGCAUUUCUGCUGCUGUUGCUGCAAGUCCGGACCAUUGAGUGCUCACGUGAAUUUAUAUCGGACGGGUUACGUAAGUGGAGAGCAAAUUUAUAUCAAUGCUGAGAUAUGUAACAUGUCAAACCGAGAUAUAACCCAUUCAAAAGCAUCCCUAGACAUGAUUACUUCUUUCCAUGCAACGACUAAAACAAAAACUCUGCAUAAAAACAUCACAUCUGUAAUGCAAGGAGGUGUUCGGCCUGGGGAAAGCGAUUAUUGGAACCAAGUUGCUCUUCUUAUCCCACCAUUGCCACCAUCCAGUCUGAUAUACUGUAACAUUAUUGACAUAAAAUAUAUUUUGACGUUUUCUGUGUCAGCAUCGAUGGCCAUGUCUUUAAAACUACCAAUGGAAAUAAUUAUUGGAACCAUUCCAUUAGCAACUUACAUGCCUCCUGCUCCUUCAGCUGGACUGCCUGCUCCAAACCAGUAUAAUGCUGGUGGAUAUCCAACCCAGUAUGGGUCUCUUUUACCCAACACCUCUUAUCCAGAACCCAGUGCCACACCUGAAGGUGCCAGUGCCAUUCCUUCAGCUCCUCCAGCAUAUGAAGAAUGUGUCUUUGGCAAAGUGAACAUCUCAGACGAAGGGGAUGACAAAUACACACAUGGGGAACUGAACUUUGCUCCUGCUUAUCCUUACUAUAAUUUCCCCUCGGCACCACCAUUGCCAGGACAGCCAACGGACAAAGCAUAAAUGGAACUGUAUCAUUAGAAUUCUUACCAAAGAAGAAUAUUUCCUGAUGAAGACAAUUUCUUAUUCAAUUUGAAUGCUUUGUUACCAUUUCACUUGUAGAUGUGUCUCUAUGUUAACAUGUGUGUGUGUGUGUGUGUGUGUGUGUGUACACAUAUGCAUGUGUUUGUGCAUGCAUGUGUGUGUGUGUAUUUGUCAAUGUCUGAUUUCUUAUAAACAUGCAAUAUUGUCUUUGUUUCUGCAUACGUGUGUGUGUCAUUGUUCAUAUAUGUAUAAAUAUACAUGUGUAUAUGAAUAUGUAUAUUUGUAUGAAAACGUGUGUGUGUGUGUGUGGUAGUAGUAUGUGACUCAAUGGUUAGGAUAUUAGGCUUGCAAUCAUAAAAUUGUGGGAUUGAUUCCGAGACCAAUUGGUGCAUUGUCUUCUUGAGCAAGGCACUUCAUUUUAUUUUGCUCCAGUCUACCCAGCUAAAAAUGAGUUCCAGCCAUGGUUAGAUAUUAAGUCCAUGGCAGACUGACAUCCAGUUUUAGGAGAGUCUCGUACUCCCAGUCACUUAAACACCUGAGGAAAUGGGAUAAGCUCUGGCCUAAUGCAAUUAUAGGCCCAAAAUAAACUUUAUGUUGAUGUACGCCACUGAUUUUCCCACAACUGAAGGUCUGGCACCUCCUUUAAUCCUGAUAAACUACAAAGGAGAACUUGAAAUUCCCAUAGCUGAUAAUCUAGUUCACUGCAUGACCACAUGUGGUGUUUUGUGUACUGUGUGUUUACCUGCAUUAUUUACAUUGUACUUGUUUGUGGCAAUACCAAAGUUUUGAGAGAUCCUCUGUUCAUUUAGCUUAAAGUUACCAUUUGCUGUGGCUACUACAGGUAAGAGGAUUGAGAGUGUCAGGGGUAAUGUCAAACAGAAAUCCAUAUCAAACCAGGAUAACAUAGAACAGUUGAUGAUACUUUAGAUGCAGGUGUAUAAUUAGUUGAUUAGAGGUGUGUUGAUGAAUAAUUAUAUGACCAUGGCUGGUCAGACAAAAUGGUUAAUACACCAAGGCUUUGGAAACAAGGAUACUGGAGAAUCAGUGGUGUACCUAUGUUGUAUCAAGGCAGUGCCCCAGCAUGGCCACAAUCUAAUGACUGAAACAAGUAAAAGAUAUAUACAUAUA
Octopus sinensis (East Asian common octopus) is the source of this 2510-nucleotide messenger RNA. Its product is annotated as arrestin domain-containing protein 17. Lineage: Eukaryota; Metazoa; Mollusca; Cephalopoda; Octopoda; Octopodidae. Bases 117 to 1361 code for a protein of 414 amino acids. Gene Ontology annotation, biological process: protein transport. The record is from RefSeq and is a predicted model, not a curated record. The transcript has 7 exons. Gene Ontology annotation, cellular component: cytoplasm.